This is a messenger RNA of Aspergillus homomorphus CBS 101889, 468 nucleotides long. RefSeq names its product F1F0 ATP synthase subunit i. The coding region runs from base 104 to 277 and encodes 57 amino acids. The transcript is spliced from 4 exons. Gene Ontology annotation, molecular function: proton transmembrane transporter activity. Gene Ontology annotation, biological process: proton motive force-driven ATP synthesis. The record is from RefSeq and is a predicted model, not a curated record. NCBI's taxonomy places the organism in Eukaryota, Fungi, Ascomycota, Eurotiomycetes, Eurotiales, Aspergillaceae.
CUCGCUCGUUCCCGCUCCCCUUCAUCCAGACCAGCUGCUGCAUCUUUCUAUCUCUCCCCGCUACAUCCAGCACCUCGCUUCGGACCUACACAACUCAUUCACCAUGUCUCUCCUCGGAAAGAAGUUCCCCACCCCCAUUGCCGGUCCCAUCGGCCCCUUCUUCGCUGCCGGUCUGGUCGUCCUCUACGGCGUCAACUCUCUCCAGAACGCCCUCAUGAACACCGCCGAGUUCAAGAACGACCCCCGCAACCCCAACGCCAAGAAGACCAAGCACUAAAUGCUUAUACCCUCGGAGGACGCUGAUAUGUCGGAUGUCAAGUGGGUUGGUUUGAGUCUGGCUUGAGACCGGACCGCGAUUGCAGGUUUUCGUUGUCAUUCCGAGUCUACGGACACCUCUUCACCCUGUACAAGCAUAUAGAGAGAUACCGUGUUGGGACAUAUUGGUGAAUUGAACAAGUUGUAUCAGUA